Messenger RNA from Tribolium castaneum (red flour beetle), 1243 nucleotides. RefSeq names its product odorant receptor 4. NCBI's taxonomy places the organism in Eukaryota, Metazoa, Arthropoda, Insecta, Coleoptera, Tenebrionidae. Gene Ontology annotation, molecular function: olfactory receptor activity; odorant binding. Gene Ontology annotation, cellular component: plasma membrane. The record is from RefSeq and is a predicted model, not a curated record. Gene Ontology annotation, biological process: detection of chemical stimulus involved in sensory perception of smell; sensory perception of smell. The transcript has 5 exons. Bases 1 to 1116 code for a protein of 371 amino acids.
AUGAACGAUCCGAGUUAUUAUUCUCUUAAAUUGCUCAAAGUUUGUGGUUUGCACCCAAACUCAAACAAUAAGCUUCUUAAUGUUUAUUUUGUGGUGAAUUAUUCGUGUUUUUUGGCGAUUUUAACGCUUGCCAUUAUUGGAAUUUCCAAAACUUACGAUAGUAAUGUUUUUGAAGCGAUCGAAAACUUACAAACUGUCUUUCUCUACAUUCAUGUAAGUAACAGAUUUUUUUUCACACUUGACUGUUUUUUCCAGUUAUUGGGUAAAUACCCGACACUUUUCUUCAAGAAAAAAACACUGAAAGAGCUGCUAGAACGCCAAAAACAAUUCUGGCCUAUUGAUAAUGUUGAACCAAAACUCGCCAAAAAAUUUGACCAGAUUUUGACCAACACAACGAAAUUUAUUCGCUAUUUUAUAAUCGUUACGUUUCUAGUAAUAAUGAAUUUUUUUCUACAACCGAUUCUAACAGGGGAUUUACCGGUACGUGUGUACGUACCGUCUGGUUGGUUCCAUUACAUCAAUUCAGUCUACUGGUACUUGAUUCCGGUCAUAAUUGGAAGUAUCUACGGUUCUGAUUUAAUUUUUUGCUCACUUUGUGUUCCCGUUAUUAUACAAUUUCAAUUACUAGCACACAAAUUCGAAAAGUUCAAACCCCAACAGUUGAAAAAACUCGUCGAUUAUCACAAUUUUCUAAUAAAAUAUUGCAACGACUUGAACAAAUACAUUGAACCGAUCUUCCUCAAUCAAGUGAUCGUAGCCACGGCCAUAAUCUGCAUGCAGUUGUUUAUAGUUUCGCAAAAGGAAUUUUUACUCCCCAACAAACUAAAAUGUUUGGGUUAUUGUUUUGGCGAAGUGAUCGAAACUGCGAUUUAUUGCUUCAAUGCCGAAAUGAUUUCUGAUGCUGCCGAAAAAGUUGGCAUCGCUGUGUAUAAUUCACAGUGGUACAAAGUACCACGAAAAUCGGUCGUUUUGGUUAUUGCCAAGACGCAGAAAAAGGUGGUUUUUAACGGACUUGGUUUGGUUGCAAUUAACUUGAAAACGUUCACACAGAUUUUCAAAACCGCGCUGUCGUUUUAUAGUUAUUUGAACACGAUGGUAGCAUUUGAAAAGAACUAAAAUUAGACAACCAAAUAACAACGUUACAACUAUUUAGUUUUUGCAUAUGUAUAACUUUAAAUUAGGGCUGUGUGCUUGCUGAGGUUGUAAUAAGUGUUGUAAUAAAGCAAUUUGAGCCUUUUUUCAA